GGAAGCGGAAAUGAGGCUCUUUUGUUUUGAAAGAGGGAAAUUUAAAACUCGACGGCGUUAAUCAAAAGUAAACACAAACAAGCGGAAUAAAAUCAACAAAACCAGUCAGGAAAAUGACCGCGAACUGACGUCCUUCAUCCCGGAUGUAAACAGCGUUUCCUGACACGUGAUGAAGCUGUUUGGUAAAAGCUCAGUAGGUUUGAUUUGAUCGCUGCAGAGUCUUUUCACACCAACAUGAAGAAGAGGGUGAGAAGGUCUCGGGUCUCUGACGCCGUUAACAUCCAGGAGGAAUGUUGUGUCCUGUGCAGGUUCAGUGAUGAUGAUCCUGCCAUGUUUGGGGAAAAGGUCACACUCAAAGAACACAAGCUCUCUGUCCACUACUUCUGUUUGCUGACGUCCUGUGGAGUUUACCAGCGAGGGAAAGAGGACGAGGGAGUGUUUGGUUUCCUGGUGGACGACAUCAAACAGGAGAUCCGCCGCUCGGCUCGACUGACGUGUUGCAGCUGUAAGAAGAAGGGGGCGUGUGUUGGCUGUAACGUCAGGAGCUGCAGGAAGACAGUCCACUUCCCCUGUGGGAGGAAACAGAAGUUCAUCUCUCAGUUCACCGGCCUCUUUCCGUCCUACUGUCCAGAUCACAGUCCCACUCAGUCUCUGUUUGUGGGUUUAGACCUCAGUCUGCCUCAGUCCUGCUCCGUCUGUCUGGACUCCAUCGAUCCCGUCCUGUCCUACUCUGUCCUCAAAUGUCCGUCCUGCCACACCAGCUGGUUCCACAGGGACUGUGUGCAGCGUCAGGCCCACAGUGCAGGCCUCUUCUUCUUCAGAUGUACUCUCUGCAACAACAAGGAGAGUUUCCAGGAGGAGAUGCUGAGGAUGGGAAUCUACAUCCCAGAGAGAGAUGCCUCCUGGGAGUUGGAGGCCAACGCGUACUCAGAGCUGCUGGAGGUUUACAAGCGCUGUGACGCUCUCACCUGCCUCUGCAGCGACGGACCCACACACUCAGCAAAGACCGGGUGGUUUGAGGUGAUUCGCUGCCGGCUCUGUGGAUCCAGAGGGACUCACAGGAAAUGUUCGGGGCUGAAGUUGGACACCAGAGACUGGGCCUGCACCGACUGCACCCAGGCUACAGAUGGGAAAGCCUCCCUGGUUGCGUCUCCUCAGGGAGGUCAGAGGAGGAGUCUGCUGUCCAAACGCCACCCGUCCCCCAUCCACUCCUCCAUCAGCUGUAAAAGGCCGUCGUUACCUGUCAGGUCGGGGUCACCUGAGGAGCUCCUGCAGGCGCUGGCUCCUCAGCUCCGCCCCGUCAGUGUCCAGGUGGAGGUGAGUGAGUAUCAGGCGCUGUCUGCUGGUCUGGAUCUGGUCAGGAGGCCCGACUUCGACCCCACACACACUCUGUCAGUCAGGUUCAAUGACGAGAAGCAGACUCCGUUUCCCAGCAGCCUCCGGGACAGCAACGCAGCCAGGCAGUACUUCUGGAAGCUGCUGGUGCAGCAGAUCCAGGACUCUGUGGUGUUCGAGGGUCCAGAAGGAUCCAAGAAUCUGGCACUGGAUUCUCAGGCUCUGCGUGACGACCUGUACUUUGAUGUCGGCUGCCUGCUGGCUCUGUCUCUGGUCCAUGGCGGUCCACCUGUCGGCUUCUUCUCCCGCGCUCUCUACCAGUGUCUGUUCAACUACCCGCCCAACCGCCCGCUCACCGUCGCACACAUGACGCCCGACACACACUUCACACGCCGAGUCAGCAGGAUCGCAGAGGCCGAGUCUUUGGACGACCUGAGAGAAGCCGUGACGUCGAGCUGGGAGUACCUGGAGCUGGCCGGCUGCAACCGACCAAUCAGCAGCCUGGAGGAGAGGGAGGCCCUGGUGGAGGAUUUGGUCAGCUUCACCAUGAUCACCAGGAUGCAGCUGCCACUGCAGAGGUUUCGUGAAGGUCUGCAGACUUUAGGCAUCUUCGAUCAGGUGCAGCUCUUCCCGUCGGUGUUCUGCAGUGUUUUCUGUGAGGCGGCGGAUCGUCUCACGGCUCAGACGCUCGAUCAGCUCUUCACCAUCAACUUCUCUGAGGAGGAGGAGGAGGAGAGGCUGAACAGGGAGACGCCCGUCAUCAGCUUCUGGAGACACUUCCUGUUAGAGUGUGAAGUGGGGAGGAGCUCCAUCUCCCUGCAGGACCUCCUUCUCUUCGCCACGGGAGCUGAGGAGCUUCCAGCAGAUGGCCCCCUCCCUCCUCCCUCCAUCUCCUUCCUCCACCCCCGCAGCUCCUCCCCUGUAGGGGUGGAGGAGACGGGUGGACCAGGGGAGGAGGAGUGGAGGGACGGGGGGCUCUUCCCUCAGAGUGAGCCCGGCUCCAGACUCCUCCUCCUGCCUGUCACCUCCUCCUACCAGGCCUUCAAAAGCUCCAUGGAGCAGGCCAUCAGCCACCAUGUACACCUCCUCCCUACGGGGAGUUAGAGGAGGAGGAGGGAGGGGUGGGGGAGGAGGGAGGGGGGAGGAUCAGGAAAUCUACAGAAGGUUUUUAAUGAUCUUUAAUUUGAAGAUAAACUCCCUGAUUUCUUUUACAAUUAGACAUUUUUUAAUCAGAGCUGCAGCUAGCCGUUAUCUUCAUUAUCAGUUUACUCUAUUGAUCUUUUGAUUGAUAGUUUUGUCACCACAGGUCAAUGUGACGUCUUCAGGUCUAAAACCCAAAGAUAUUCAGUUUAUUAUCUGUGGUGAUUCUGUUUUAAUCGAUCAUUGAUCAACUGAUCAGUUCAGCUCUGCUGUUGGCAGUGAGGAUUUCAAACUGUGAGGUGCUUUGACAGAGGGGUGAGGCGGGUGAGGGGGGAGACAAAGAGAGUGGGGGAGACAGUGGCUGUGAUUAUUAAGAUAGUUUAAACUCUCAGUUCUCAUGGCUGCAGAUUGAGUCAUAAAUCAAAUCUGAACACACAGACAUGAAUCACAUACUCUUCCUGAGACAGAACAUCUAUAAACCUGCUCAGAAAUCUGCAGAACUUUCCUGAGACUCAUCAGGUUUUUAAGGCAACACUCAGUCACUUCACUGAGCAGCAGCGCCCCCUGCAGCCAGGAGGGGUCAUUACAUCUGUUGUUGCUCUGAGUCCAAGCAGUUCAGUGGUUUUCAUGUACAGAAAACAAAGACUAUCUCUUUGUUGACCAGAGUUCUGACUGAGUUGUCCAACUCAACAAGGACUCAACUUUCAACAAGGACAAAGACUCACGUUGUGUCCCACAUUAUACUUUGUUUACAUCCCUCAGUGUGAUGGGAACAGUGUCUGACCCUGACUGAGUCUUCUUACAAUCAGUUGUUUCUCUUUGUAUUUGAUACUUCAGACUUUUCUCCUGACGUUCACUCCACAGUCACUGCUGCAGAUUAAUGAACACAACUCUUUCAUCACCAUGAUAAACUUCAUUUGUCAGGUUAGCCAAGUUUUUUUUGAGCACCCACAGUUUGUUGGUUGAUUUCUCCAGUAAACUGAUCACAUUACUAUCAGACCUCUAACCAACAGUUAUAUUGAUUAUUGAUUAAUCUGCUUUUUAAUUAAUGGCUCCGUUGAUUUUCUAAAAUCCAAGGUAACGUCUUCAAACGUCCCAAAGAGAUUCACUUUAACAUGGAAUAAAACAGAGAAAAAACACAAAUCUUCAUCAUUUAGACAAAUGAACUAUUUAAUAUUUUUGCUUUUUGCUGAUUGAUUCUGAAAAUAAUUAAUCAACUGUCUCAGUUCUAAUCACGACAAAGCUCAGUGCUGUAAUGAAACAUUUAAUAUGCCAUGAUUUUAUCCACACAUCAUCAUGAAACGCCAUCAGAUCUUUAACUUCAUGUAGCAUUAAGAAGUCUUACACACUGCCCGGCUAAAAAAGCAUCCUCUAGUCUUUCGUUGGACGCCUUUAGCUUUGAUCAGCGCACACAUUUACCGUGGCAUUGUUUCAGUAAGCUCAUGUAGUGUCACAACUUUUAUUUCCGUUCAGAGUUGCAUUAACUUUUAGCCCAGAUCUUGUAUUGAUGAUGGGAGAGUUGGAACACAAGUCUUCUCCAGCACAUCCCAAAGAUUCUCAGUGGGGUUCAGGUCAGGACUCUGUGACCUGAAUCAUGGCAGUAUCAUCUUGGACAUUGUCCGUACCAUCAGGGAAGAAAAAAAUCUAUUGAUGGAAAACCCUCGUCAUUCAGUAUAAUUCAGGUCAGCUGACCUCAUAAUGUUACUGGACCUGGACCGGACCAACUGAACCUUCCUCAGGUCAUAACAGCCCCCACAGGCUUGUACAGUAGGCAGUGAGCAUGAUGGGCUCAUCACUUCAUCUGCCUCUCUUCUUACCCUGAUGCCCCCAUCACCCUGGAACAGGGUCAGUCUGGACUCAUCAGACCACAUGACCUUUUUUCAUUGCUCCAGAGUCUAAUCUUUAUGUUCUCUAGCAAACUGAAGUCUUUUGUAGCCUCGACUGAUGAGUGUUUUUCUUCAGGCUUCACAGCUCUUCAGUCCCUUAAGUUCUCUUCACAUUGUUGGUGUGAAAAUAUUCUUUCUUUCACUAUUAAAAACAGCUGUGAGUUCUGCUGCUGGUUUUUUCCAAUUUGAUUUCACCAAACAUCUAAGUGAUCUCUGAUUACAAUCUUUCAAGAUUUCUGUCCGACCACUUUCCUUCCCUGAAGAUGAUGGUUCUCCACCGUCCUUCCAGGUUCUAAUAAUGUGUUGGACAGCUCUUAACAGGUCAGUAACUUGACCUAUUUUUUCCAUGACCACAGAAUAAGUCUUCAGUUGCAUCAGUUCAGUUCUUCCUACAUCAGUUAAUGAAAAUGAGAAGAUAACUUGUUUCUAGCUGAAACAUAUUAAUCACUGCAGUAAUUAUCCUGUUUGCUUAGUUAAAUCCAGGUGGUGACUUUUUUCUCUGGCUGGGCAGUUUAUGUUGAAACCUUUCUUCUCUGCUCUUCCACAUCAGAUAUCACAUUAAGUGAUGAUGAUGCAAAAUAUUUUCUACGUUUUCUUCUCUAAAAAUGAUGGUGCUGAUUUUAUAACUUUGCCUUAAGUCAUAUUUUUAUUGUACAUAGUUUGUUUUCUUUGAGCUUGUUCUUUUUUCUGUCUGUGCUUGUUUCUCGUUUGUCAUGUUGGUUUACUUUGAUCAGAUGGAUAGCAGAAACAGUUUUACCAAAAAACAGAUCUGUUGUCAUCAGGUUGAUCUCUGUCAGAACCACAUUUUUUUAUCUGUUUCUGUUUAUCAGAUUAUUUUGGUGCUUUUCUUUCCGUCUCUCCUUAUUUAUCCAUUUUGUGUUUUCUUGCAUGAAUUUUCUCUUUGUUCUCGUGAAUCAUAAAAACUGAAACAAACCA
This is a messenger RNA of Lates calcarifer (barramundi perch), 5297 nucleotides long. It is a transcript of the gene g2e3, whose product is annotated as G2/M-phase specific E3 ubiquitin protein ligase. Gene Ontology annotation, cellular component: nucleus. The record is from RefSeq and is a predicted model, not a curated record. Gene Ontology annotation, molecular function: ubiquitin-protein transferase activity. Lineage: Eukaryota; Metazoa; Chordata; Actinopteri; Centropomidae.